Molecule: messenger RNA, 600 nt
Organism: Aplosporella prunicola CBS 121167
Lineage: Eukaryota; Fungi; Ascomycota; Dothideomycetes; Botryosphaeriales; Aplosporellaceae
Exons: 1
Coding region: 325-579 (84 amino acids)
Source: RefSeq, a predicted model, not a curated record
ACUGCUUUUGUUACCUGAGGUUCCCUCUGUUGCGCAACACAUAUUCCUCUUGAUGGACUUCGGUCCACACAGGAGGACCCUAUUUCGUCCCUGCUACCCUUUCGUUUCGAUGAUUUGUUACCGACUGAUUUUAAUUCUCCUGAACGCUCACAAGAUGAAAACAUUAGAAAAACAUGGCGGAAGAGACAAAGAGUAUCCUUGGGUGGUUAGAGGAAAAUGGCAGAAAAAAAUGGCGGAGAGUUGAGAUGAUGGGAGGGAUAUGGUUCUCUCGGCGGCCCUGGGUUUGAUCGGUUCAUUGACGGCUGCCCUGAGGCAUAGCGUGAGAUGGUUUUGUUCACCGGUAUUUUGUUUCCAUGCUGCUUUUCGUUCUCAGCUUCCCCCAUCGCUUACACCCCGCCACCAACACCGAGAAAAGCCCUACAUGUCAUCACCCCGGCCUUCGGUUUGGCUCGCUCCAUGAGCGGACAGGAACCUGACAGGCGUACUUUCCUUCUGUUUCUGCUUCUUUUAAUUUUUGCUUUUACUCUCUACAACACGAUAACUAAAAAACGAUACGAUUUGUCCAUGACGGGUAGAUAGCACAAGCACGCAAUAGAACGA